CUCGCAGCAGCAGCCGGUGGCGCUGACUACACUCUCCCCGUCUCUCUGUCUGUCUCUCUCUUUCUCUGUCGCUCACGCCCUCACACCGUUUCUUUCUCGCGCCUGUACCUCCACCCUGCUGCAGACAUGGACGCUUUCGUUGGCACAUGGAACCUGAAGGAAAGCGUCAAGUUUGACGAGUACAUGAAGGAGCUGGGUGUUGGCUUUGGAACACGUAAGCUCGGCAACAUGACCAAGCCCACCACCAUAAUCUCAGUGGCAGACGACACCGUGAAGGUGGAGACAAAGAGUGCAGUUAAGAACACAGAGCUCUCCUUCAAGCUGGGAGAGGAGUUCAAUGAAGUCACUGCAGAUGACAGGAAAGUCAAGUCUAUCGUAACAUUAGAUGCUGGGAAGCUGGUUCACGUACAGAAGUGGGACGGCAAAGAGACCAGUCUGGUUAGGGAAGUCAACGGCAACAAACUCACGCUGACGCUAACAAUCGGCGAGAUCGUCAGCACUCGUCACUAUGAAAAAGCAGAGUAAAAAUCCAAACUCUGGCUCCUUCCUGCAGCAUCUUCUUGCAUCCCCUGAAGCUUCGUUACCCCAAAACUUAACAUCACUUCAGCCCUGGCCAAUAAAACCUGUUCAGUGUCCUUAAUUUCCCUUCAUGCUGUGGAAACAGUAUUAACAUUUCUGCUGACUGCGACCUUUCCCUUUCUCCAUGUCCCUCUUUUUCCUUCUACUGUAAGAAACACUGAAUAAAUUCCGAUUGUGUUGUUUUUGAUGUUUUUCUCUAAAAUCCCAGGUCUGCAUAUUUCUUUUGUUUUUUUAGAAAAUGUGUGAUGCAUGGUGCCCAUGAUAAACCUGGACAGUGUAACAUUUCAAAGUUUGCCUAAAAUAUGUGUACACUACCAAAUAAAACAGAAAAACUA
Molecule: messenger RNA, 914 nt
Organism: Cheilinus undulatus (humphead wrasse)
Lineage: Eukaryota; Metazoa; Chordata; Actinopteri; Labriformes; Labridae
Gene: fabp3
Product: fatty acid binding protein 3, muscle and heart
Exons: 4
Coding region: 127-525 (132 amino acids)
Biological process (GO): fatty acid transport
Cellular component (GO): cytosol; nucleus
Molecular function (GO): fatty acid binding
Source: RefSeq, a predicted model, not a curated record